GAUCCUUUGCUGCUUCCUCACCCCCAUCGCUCCUGCUGAGGUGUCCUCUCUCUGGCUUCUCCUCCCAGGACCCUGUGCAACCAUUGCGCUAAAUUGUAACGAUUCUCUCCUGGACAUUGUAGGAAACUGGAUUCUCUAAGAGAGUUGUUACUGCAUAGCCAGUCUGGCUUCAUCUCUUUUCAUCUUUGAGAUGGUACCCGUGAACAAAGCACACUGAGUCAGAUUUGGUGUGGGAGUGCCCCAGCGUGACCUGUUCACUGCUGAAUGCCCAGCACCUGGCACACUGUCGGCCUGGCGAACCGUGGAUCAUCUGAAUAAAUAAAUGCUGAAUGAAUGAUUUCCUCACCCCCAUCCAGAAGGAGGCGGGAGUCACAAUCAGGGCACAUCCUGGAUAUAGAUGGAGAGGGCGUGCCAAUGCUCGGCGCUCCCGGGAGAGGGCGCUGCAGGGCGGCGGGGCGGGAUAGCUGGGGGCGGGGGGCGUCCGAGGAUGGAGGGCAAAGUGUCGGGCUUGCCCGGGGACCCUGCGCCGCGACUUUGCGCGAAAUUUUACUUUCGUUUUGGGCCAGGCAGGAGGCGGCGGGGCCGUCCCGGAACGACUGCGGCCGGGCGCCCAUAGAGUUAAUCCGAAAGCGCCGCAAGCCCCGCGGGCCAGACUCCACGUGUCACCGAGAAGCUGAUGUAGAGAGAGACAGAGAGAAAGAAAGCAAGAGACCAGAGUCCCGGGAAAGUCCUGCCGCGCCUCAGGCAAUUAUAAAAAAUGUGACCCUCUGGGUCAGCCUCCCAACCACAGCCCUCACCUGCGGCGUCCGUCCGUCUGCGUCCGACUGCCAGCUCGGUGUCCCCGCAGCGCCGCUCAGCAUGUGCCCACCGCGCAGCCUCUUCCUCAUGGCCACCCUGGUCUUCCUAAAUCACCUGGACCACCUCAGUUUGGCCAGGAGCCUCCCCACAACCACAGCGGGCCCAGGAAUGUUCCAGUGCCUCAGCCACUCCCAAAACCUGCUCAGGGCCGUCAGCGACACACUUCAGAAGGCCAGACAAACCCUAGAAUUUUACUCUUGCACUUCUGAAGAGAUUGACCAUGAAGAUAUCACCAAAGAUAAAACCAGCACAGUGGAGGCCUGCUUACCACUGGAAUUAGCCACGAAUGAGAGUUGCCUGGCUUCCAGAGAGACCUCUUUAAUAACUCAUGGGAGUUGCCUGGCUUCCGGAAAGACCUCUUUUAUGACGACCCUGUGCCUUAGCAGCAUCUAUGAGGACUUGAAGAUGUACCAUAUGGAGUUCCAGGCCAUGAAUGCAAAGCUUCUGAUGGACCCUAAGAGGCAGAUCUUUCUGGAUCAGAACAUGCUGGUAGCCAUUGCUGAGCUGAUGCAGGCUCUGAAUGUCAGCGGUGAGACUGUGCCGCAGAAACCCUCCCUGGAAGAACCGGAUUUUUAUAAGACCAAAGUCAAGCUCUGCAUACUUCUUCACGCCUUCAGAAUUCGUGCAGUGACCAUCGACAGAAUGAUGAGCUAUCUGAAUUCUUCCUAGACAUUGGAGGUCUCUCCCAGCCUUAGUCAUUUUUAUAAAAAUCGGAACCACAGAAAUGCUAAAGGGUGUGGGUUAAGAUCUGGGGUGGGGGUGGCUGGACCUGGUCCCAUUUAGGCUGGUGCAGGAGUUCUCAUGCUUGUCUACAUCGGUCAGCAUCCCAAAUGUGAAGGGUGUGACCGUUCUACCCCCGUAAUUCCUUUGACCGAAUAUAUUUCAUAUUUCCUAGGGGUAAGUUUUUAUGAGCAAAUUACUAAGAAGGGGAAAUGUCCUCAAAGGGCAUGUUUUUCUUUUUUUUUCCUUUAAUAGAAGAACAAGAAUUUAUAAGCUAUUUCAGUACCCAAGUGUUUGUAGGAAAAAAACCACUCUAAGCAUAAUUUAUUUUAAAAUAUUUAUUUAUAUAAUUUUGUGUUCAUAAAAGCAUGUGAACUAACUUAUAUUUAUUUAUGUCAUAUUUAUUAAAAUAUUUAUUGUCAAGUGGAUUUGAGAUAUACCUUAUGUUGUUCUCAAAAUAAAACGACUGAGUUAAAGUAAUUCUCGUGUUUUUCUAAUGUGAUUGGAAUACUUUGAGUGUUAUAAUACACGUUGUGGGAAAACUAAAAACUGAUAAAAUUUGAACAGAAUCACCUUGGAAAGAAUGCAGCAAUAUCCAUACCCGUUUCCUAGUUCCUUUUAUUUUUUAAUUGUAGUUUUUUCUUCCUUUUUUUUUAAUUUGGGGGAAGGUAAUUAGGUUUAUUUAUUUAUUUAUUUAAUGGAGAUACUGGGGAUUGAACCCAGGACCUUGUGCAUGCUAAGCACACGCUCUAUCACUGAGCUAUACCCCACCCUUUUUCUAGUUCCUUCAAUCUCAUAUUUUAAAGGGAGACUCGUAAGACUUAGACCUGCCUUAAUACUGAGGCCACUGAAUGAAUUAUUUUUUGAAAGUGCACUUUAUUAUUUUUGUUCAACAUCUGAAUCUAAAAGUAAAAUCCAUAAAAAUGUUUUUCCUUAUUAACCACAGCUCCAUAACAUACUGUGCAUUAGACAAAUACAUAGU
This is a messenger RNA of Vicugna pacos (alpaca), 2560 nucleotides long. RefSeq names its product interleukin 12A (gene IL12A). NCBI's taxonomy places the organism in Eukaryota, Metazoa, Chordata, Mammalia, Artiodactyla, Camelidae. Gene Ontology annotation, molecular function: interleukin-12 receptor binding; growth factor activity. Gene Ontology annotation, cellular component: extracellular region. Gene Ontology annotation, biological process: immune response. The record is from RefSeq and is a predicted model, not a curated record.